UAUCCCGUUCUGCUCUGACAAAUACAAACGUGUUUCCUUCCUCUACAGGCCUUAUCUCAGGAAGUGUCAGGGAUGGUUCACACAGCGCUCUUGCUCGAUUCAUAGCAAGCUACUGGCAGGUCGUGGUCGAUUGCUUGUAUCAAGCAGAACAACUCUAUCCACGAAUAAUGGAAUUAUUUUGUUUUUCGGUUAGGCUUGCUUUUUUCAUUGCGUUGCUUUUUUCGAGCGAUGGUGUACAACGAAAAUGCAUUUGUAACAAUGAUGUGUGCAACGCUGCUUUUAAGUUUUCUUCCAAUUUCCAGACAUCUAACCAACUAUGCCAAAAUAUGGGAGGCCAACUGAUAACAGUGUCAUCGAAAGCUGUGAGUGAUCUUGUUAGUGACUUGCUCAUGGAUAUGCGCGGGGAUUUCUGGAUAGGUCUGCGUCAUCCCGAUUUAUGUAUGUCAAGUGAUGAUAUGCCUUUGAGAGGGUACAUCUGGACAUCUGGCUCGCAAACCAAGGAGUUUUCUAAUUGGAGAAGCGAAGAGGGGGAGUGCGGUCCAAAUUGUGUGUCUAUCUCUGCUGACCUAACAUGGAUUGAGAAACCAUGUAUUGUCCAAAGCGAUGGGUUAUUGUGUGAAAAUGUCCCAAAAGACGUAUGCUUUGACUUUUUAGAUUUCGAGGAACCAACAUUGAGUAUCUUUUACAAUGACACCGAUGGCUGUUCUUCACAACUGUGUGAACAUCAGUGCGUUGGGGAAGCAAAUGGAUUUAGGUGUUCGUGUUGGGGGAACUUUGAAAUCGAUAAGGAAGAUCAAACGCUAUGUAAACAAACGUGUAAGUCAGAAAGCUGCGCUGCAGAGUGCGCGGGCACAAGCUCCUGCACAUGCCCGAAAGGUUACAUAGUGCAAGACGACAUGGCAACCCAAAAAAAAUGUUUGGAUAUCAAUGAAUGUGAACAAUAUGGUUGUGAACAUGAUCACUAUUGUUUUAACACGCUCGGUGAUUACGAGUGUUCAUGCAGAGAUGGUUUCAGACUUGUGGGCAAGGAUAAAUGCGAGUUUGAUGAGAGUAGGCCUAUUGACUUGCCAGCUAAUAGUGACAUUCACACACCGUCGGUAAAUUACACUACGGGCCCUGCCUCUGCAGGAGCCCCAGGCAAGGUCGUUGGUAUCGUACUUUUCAUCUUGGCGGGCACUGUCGCAGUUAUGUUUUUUGUACGUUACUGGAAACAAAAAAUGGACGAGCCCAACAUCAGUUCAACAUCUGAUGGAGAUUGUAUGCAAAGCAGUUAUAGCUGAAGAGUCUUGUUAGCACCUUUGCGUAAGAGGUUCUACAACAGCUGUGUAACAACUCAUCUGACUACACAGGGUCAUGAGCUCAUUCUUAUAUUUUUCAUGUUUAUUUAAUUUCUCUUUUGUUGUUCUUUAUAUCUCAUUUUAUUCACUCCUCACGCCUUUGAUGUGUUGGUCCAUAUGUAUUUUCCAAAAGACUUGCAUUGCUGGAUUUCAGUGCAUUGGUGGAGAAUUAUUCUGUCAAAGAUCUUUUCAGGAUUUCUAUUGAGCACGGGUCUACUGUCUUAAAUAUUAUCCAUCAGUUUAGGUGAAUCAUCGUCAAAUACUGAAUAUACAGUAUUUAUGUUGUGUUUGUUAUAUUUUAUAUAUCCAACUAAGAAGGUAACCUUACCAGAGCAUUACUCUAAUGCCACAUUAGAGCGAUUAGUGUCCUCCUUGAACGUUGGUACAUUCAGGAAAGGCAGUGCCUUAAAUUUUAAAUGUCUGACUAUAUGCAAAAUAUGUUCAAUUGAAAACAGUGUGAGACGGAAAGUAGCCAAGUGUGUACAGUACAUGGCAUGGCCUUCAAAUCCUGGAUUGACACGUUUCAGAUUUUUUAAUGGUUAUUUUUCAGAGAAAUGUAUGUAUUUUGAUCUGUUUAAAACUUGUGAUUAGGUGACCAUGGCAGUUGCUCUACAUUGGUCAUGUAAUUAUAAUAUUUGCUUGGGAGUUACUGGUUUGCAGACGUGUUUUGUUGUUAUAAUUAUGAUACAUUGAGUAAAAUAUGAUGUAUGAAAAUGAACACUUUAACUGAAUAGUAAUGUAUUGAAGAAAUUUUGAUGAGCUAUUCCUCAGACUUAAGUCAGUACAGUAGGUCAAUAAAGUACAGUGCAGUGUAACCUGAUGUUGUGUUUACUGAAUGUCAAAUCAUACGUGCAGCCUU
This is a messenger RNA of Sardina pilchardus (European sardine), 2196 nucleotides long. RefSeq names its product thrombomodulin. The record is from RefSeq and is a predicted model, not a curated record. Lineage: Eukaryota; Metazoa; Chordata; Actinopteri; Clupeiformes; Clupeidae. Bases 168 to 1280 code for a protein of 370 amino acids. Gene Ontology annotation, molecular function: extracellular matrix protein binding; calcium ion binding; extracellular matrix binding. The transcript has a single exon. Gene Ontology annotation, cellular component: extracellular matrix; external side of plasma membrane. Gene Ontology annotation, biological process: cell migration.